AGUGGUGAAAGGAAAACAUGUGAAACUGCUGAAGAGCCAAAAUGUCACGACUGCAACUAUGCCAAAAGACGUCAGGAAAAAAUAAGAGUAGGAAUAGAUUUGAUGAGGGAAAAUCAAGAACAAAUUCGAGCCAGGCAGAAUCAAACAAAUAUUGAACUUGAACGAAUGAAAGUCCAAAUAACAGAGAUAGAAAGGAAACACGAUGUGAUAAAUGGUAAAGUAGACCAGUUAAAUGAAAAUGUUAACCAGGUUAAACAAGCACAAGCAGAAAUUAAAAGAGAUCAAGUGGCGUUCAAAGAUGAAAUGAGGCAACAGUUUCAGACAGUGACCGACUUGUUAAACCAGUUGUUACAAGGGCCCAACAGAAACAUUAGACCACAACCUCCGGAAAUGGAAAUGGAGUACUUCCAGCAAUUGAUAAAACAGAGGUUAUCAUCAUGGGUGGUUGGAACGCUCCAGGAAGAGACACAAUAUUAAAUACAGUAGAAAUCAUCAAUAUGACAGAAGGAAAAUCCGCUCAGCUGGCCUGUAUGAAUCACCCGAGGGUAGAGUCAGCAUCGUGUGUCUACAACAACGAUGUGAUCGUGACAGGUGGGUAUGAUGGUCGUGUUUGCAUUGAGAGUAUAGAGAUCUUAUCGAUGGACCAGCAGCCUUUGCAGUGGAGAUUGUUCGAUGGUAAACUCCCAGCCAGUUUGUCUAGUCAUUGUGUCGUAAUUUACAAAGAUAAACUGAUCACAAUUGGGGGAAUGAACUCUACUGAGAACAAAACAUCAAACGCAAUCCAUGAGACUUCUCUUUUUCCACCCUACACUUCAAAGCGGAUAUUUAAAAUGAACCAGGCAAGACGAAACCACAGCGCAGAACUUGUUGAUGAUUUACUGUUCGUUUUGGGAGGAACACACACAGGUUUGAGUGCAGAUUCCACUAACACUGUAAUGUCUUACGAUAUUGCUCAGAAAGAACGCAAGCGAUGCGAAUCGUUACCUUAUCGU
Messenger RNA from Dendronephthya gigantea, 992 nucleotides. RefSeq lists its product as uncharacterized. The record is from RefSeq and is a predicted model, not a curated record. The transcript is spliced from 2 exons. The coding region runs from base 103 to 477 and encodes 124 amino acids. Lineage: Eukaryota; Metazoa; Cnidaria; Anthozoa; Malacalcyonacea; Nephtheidae.